AUGAAAUCUGAAUUGGAUUUCUGUAUCCUUCCUAAACAAUGCAAGCAGCGUAUAAAACAACUAUUUGAACUGACCUUAAAUAUCACCUUUCAUUGGAAUUGGUUCCAAGCUAUUAUGGAUCAAUUUCUACCAAAUGUUGUACAUCGCAAUUUUUUCACCAAUCUUUUGAUGGAAAAUUUAGAUGAAUGUCGCGACUUGGAUUUCAAUUGUCGCGAUUGGGUAGCUGCAUCACCACGAGCUUGUCAAUCAACUGACUACAUUAUGAGGAGUUGCAAAAGAUCUUGCGGAUUCUGCGGUCCUCCGGAUAAAAAAUACGACUUACGCCGGUUAGCUCCACAACUCCAACCUCUCGCCUUUCUUGUUGGUAAAUGGCGAUCUGAGCACGGAGGCAAAGCGAUUUUCCCUACUAUUCCAAAGUUUACAUAUGGUGAAGAAGUCGACAUCAGUAUCCCAGAUGAUGCUCUUCAAGCGCAGCACGCGUUAAAUUACACGUGA
Molecule: messenger RNA, 495 nt
Organism: Strongylus vulgaris
Lineage: Eukaryota; Metazoa; Nematoda; Chromadorea; Rhabditida; Strongylidae
Source: the annotation of a GenBank genome assembly